Messenger RNA from Tympanuchus pallidicinctus (lesser prairie-chicken), 2299 nucleotides. RefSeq names its product homeobox A1 (gene HOXA1). The coding region runs from base 74 to 1036 and encodes 320 amino acids. Lineage: Eukaryota; Metazoa; Chordata; Aves; Galliformes; Phasianidae. The record is from RefSeq and is a predicted model, not a curated record. Gene Ontology annotation, molecular function: DNA-binding transcription factor activity, RNA polymerase II-specific; RNA polymerase II cis-regulatory region sequence-specific DNA binding. The transcript is spliced from 2 exons. Gene Ontology annotation, biological process: regulation of transcription by RNA polymerase II. Gene Ontology annotation, cellular component: nucleus.
UGGGAAAGUUGGCGCGGCCCCGCCGGACGCUGAAGACCCGGCGGCGGCGGCGUGACAGCGGCACGCUGCGAGGAUGAGCUCCUUCCUCGAGUACCCCGUCCUCGGCGGCGAGGCGGGGGCCUGUGCCGCCCGCUCCUACCACCCUGAGCACGGAAUUACGACUUUCCAACCCUGCGCCGUCAGCGCCGGCAGCUGCAGCGGGGAGGACCGCUUCCUCGUGGGCCGCGGGGUGCCCCUCAGUCCCCACCGGCACCACCAUCCCCCGGCCCAGCCUGCCGCCUACCAGCACCACGGCGGCCUGGGGGUGUCCUACGCGCAUCCCGGCUGCCCCCCGACGUACGGCGCGCAGGGCUUCGGCGCCGCCUAUGGCCCCUACGCUCUGGGGCAGGACGCCGAGCUGGGCGGCGGCUUCCCCCCCUGCGCGCCCGCCGUCUACUCGGGCAGCCUCUCCUCCGCCGCAGCGCAGCACCCGCACCAGGGCUACGCGGGGGGGCCCGCGCAGUACGUGCCCUCCCCGUACGGGCAGGAGCAGCAGAGCCUGCCCCUGGGCACCUACAACCAUGCUCUCUCUCCCCUCCACGCCGGCCACCAGGACAACUCCCGCUCCCCCUCCGCCGACACCUCGCCGCCGGCGCAGACCUUCGACUGGAUGAAAGUUAAAAGGAACCCCCCUAAAACAGGCAAGGCCGGCGAGUACGGCUUCGUGGGGCAGCCCAACACCGUCCGUACCAACUUCACUACCAAGCAGCUUACCGAAUUGGAGAAAGAGUUCCACUUCAACAAGUACCUGACCCGGGCCAGGCGGGUGGAAAUCGCAGCCUCCCUCCAGCUCAACGAGACGCAGGUGAAGAUCUGGUUCCAGAACCGGCGGAUGAAGCAGAAGAAGAGGGAGAAAGAGGGGCUGCUGCCCAUCUCCCCCACCACCCCCACGGGCUGUGAGGAGAAGGCGGAGGACCCGUCGGAGAAGUGCUGCCCGUCGCCCUGCAGCGCCUCUCCCGCAUCCUGCACCUCAGACCCGGGUCCUGCCACCAACUGAUCUCCCCCAAGCUGCGGUGUGCUCCGUCGGUCUGUCCGUCCAUCCGUCCGUUGGUCGGGCCCGGGGGCGUCGGCCCGGCCGCUCCUGGCCCCUACCGCCGAGAGGUUUUAUUUCGGUUCCCCCCUCCUCACCUCCUUGCCGGAGGAGUUGCGUUGGCACACGCGUGGGUUCUCCCUCCUCCCCGCAAGGAUGUUCCUCUGAGUUUCACUGGCUGACAGACAGGUCAUGGAGGGUACAUAACCUCACGAAGAGAUGCACUAUGGCAAGUGUUUACACGACUUCUAGGACUUUCACCCUUUAAUUUAAUGUAUACUUUGUUCGUGUCUAUGAGUUUGUUGCUUGUAAAUACUUUGUCCGAGAGAUUUAUCUUUUUACAGAUUUUUCUAGAGAAGACGUUUAGAUGAUCAGGUGAAGCAGGGUGAGUGCAUUCGCCAAACCAGACCCGCUUUUCUAUCGGUCAGGCUGACGGCAGCAUCAAGCAGACGUGUUAAGCUCCAGCAGAUACCUCAAAGCGUAGCGCUUUCCCAAAACGUGACAAACAAGGCUUCAAUUGCACUAGGUUUUGUAAACCUUACCCUGUGUGCUCGUCCCUCCCUCCCCCAUACAGCUGUGCUGGGCUGUGCCUGACAGAGGGACACUGCCGCCCCACAGACCUCACCUCUUCCUGUUUCCGUAUCCCCCCUCCUUUAGCCUCGAUGUCUUUUCGACCCACUCGUGAAUGUGUCGGAUGGCCAAAUGAAUGUAUAACUUCUGUGGUUGGUGUCCGGGCCGCUGCAUGCCGCCCCGUGUGUGCUGUACUCGGGACACGGAGCUCUGUCGGGCGGGAGCCGCGUCCCCCGACGUUGCGUACAAUCACCAGGGCUCUGCGGUUCCCGCCGCUGGGACCCAGAGCAGGAUUUACGGGUCCUUAUGUCUGUAAUAAAUAUAUUCCGCUUUCAGGUAUACCUCGUGUGUCUACCUCUGCGUGACGUCACUGGCACGUCACGGCUCGGCUCGCACGUUUUCCGCCGUUGGGCACUUCCGAGGGGAGAAGGGAGGAGGGUCCCAGCUUCAUCCCCCCCUGCCUGCCCGGUCCGCCCCAUAAACACGCACCUUCCUCCUUUCCUAUGCUCAAACAGCAUUAUUUUUAGAAAAAAUAUGUGGCCCUCCGCUGUAACUGGGAGGAAUUUAUGACCCCGAUCUAUUUCUGAAGCACAAACACGAGAGCUUCCUGGGUCAAGUGCUAACCUUUUCACCUCGGGAUGGAUGGUGACACUUACAUAA